AUGGACCGCCUCGUUGAUGAAGUUGAAGAAAUCAGAGGAAAUGUUGUGAACAAGAAGUCAAAGGAGGAGUACGCGUACGGAAUCGUGAAGUUUAUUGUAUGGCUUCAUGCCAACCAGCCUGAGGCAGUCACACCUCUGUUCUGGAAUCUCUUAAAUGGCGUUGGUGGAGAGGACGAAUCGCUGGUCAUAGCAGAAGAUUUUGAAUGA
Messenger RNA from Phytophthora nicotianae INRA-310, 207 nucleotides. RefSeq lists its product as hypothetical. NCBI's taxonomy places the organism in Eukaryota, Oomycota, Peronosporomycetes, Peronosporales, Peronosporaceae. The transcript has 2 exons. The coding region runs from base 1 to 207 and encodes 68 amino acids. The record is from RefSeq and is a predicted model, not a curated record.